AAUUGAAAGCAUAUUCUUUAGACAUCAAUAGAGUCUUCAUAGACUAAUCACAAUCAUAAACACCUGUAGUGUUCCCUUAUUUUACGAACUUUUUAAUAAAUAAAAAAGAAGAAGAUAAAUUAAUUAACCUCAUUGCAAAAGAGGAAAAACCUAAAGCCACAGCUUUCCAUAAAUAGACCCACUCACCAUCUCUGCACAUCACCCACAUCUUCUAACAGUCUCUCACUUUCUCUCUUCUCUCUCUCUCUUUCUUUUUUGAGUCCGUGAAGGCUAAGUCUGAAAGAAUGACGAAGGAUGAGUUGACGGAGGAAGAGUCGCUCUCCGGCAAGGACUACUUAGACCCACCGCCUGUGAAGACGUUCGAGGUGAGAGAGCUCAAGAAGUGGUCCUUCUACAGAGCUGUCAUCGCUGAGUUCAUAGCUACUUUGCUCUUUCUAUACGUGACUGUUUUGACAGUCAUCGGCUUUAAGAGCCAGACUGAUAUCAACGCCGGCGGCGGAGCUUGUGCCAGUGUCGGCCUCCUAGGCAUCUCUUGGGCCUUUGGUGGCAUGAUAUUCAUCCUCGUCUACUGCACUGCCGGCAUCUCUGGUGGACACAUCAAUCCCGCGGUGACGUUUGGGCUAUUCCUAGCUAGCAAGGUAUCAUUGGUUAGAGCUGUGUCGUACAUGGUGGCUCAGUGUCUCGGAGCCACUUGUGGAGUUGGUUUGGUGAAAGUCUUCCAGUCGACUUAUUACAACCGCUACGGUGGUGGAGCCAACAUGCUCUCCGACGGAUACAAUGUUGGCGUUGGGGUUGGUGCUGAGAUUAUCGGCACUUUUGUCCUCGUCUACACCGUCUUCUCCGCUACCGACCCUAAGCGAAAUGCCCGUGACUCUCACAUUCCUGUAAGCAAUUUUAACUAUCCUACAAGCCUCAAUCACAUGAAUAACAUUAAAAAGUAUCAAAAACCUAGCUAAAGACUUAUAGUAGUACAUAAAAUUGAUAGUUUUCUUUCGUUUCAUUUAUUUUUAACAAAAUGUAGUACUCGUGGUAAUUACAGAAAUAAAUAAUGGAAGAAAUAUUAGGAUAGAUUUUUUGAUUUCGUUGUCGACAAUUUUUCGUACAGAAUCAAAAUCUAGUGCCAGCUAUAUAACGCAUUUAUUUAAUACUGAAAACGAUGUCGUCUAGCCAUUUUGGCCCUAACGAAAAUAAUACGGACCAAGUGUAACGUCUAUCUUCUUCUAUGAGAUAAACGACGAAAGGGUGUCCAAUUAUUUUUCACUCAUUUCUUGUUCGUUUCUUUGGUACCAAAUGUCUAUUUACACGUUAUAACGACAUACCAUAUUUGUGCUCCACGUCUCUUCAUCACAUGUCUCUGUAUGUAAAUGGUCCAUAUUUUGCAUUUCCACAACGACCCAUGUGUAUGUGUACAUACAUUUUCCAUGAUAUUUGUCCUUGCAAAUAUAUAUGAUUCGUUACAAAACAAAUCUUUCUGUUAUGCACAUGGUCAUUAAUUGAUUCUUUUUCCCAUUCUAGUAAUCUUGGUAUUAGCACCAUUGCCAAUUGGAUUUUCCGUGUUCAUGGUUCAUUUAGCCACAAUUCCAAUUACUGGCACCGGAAUAAACCCGGCUAGGAGUUUUGGAGCUGCCGUCAUCUACAACAAUCAAAAGGCUUGGGAUGAUCAGUGGAUCUUCUGGGUCGGUCCAUUUGUGGGUGCAGCCAUUGCAGCAUUUUACCAUCAGUUUGUGUUGAGAGCUGGUGCAAUGAAGGCCUAUGGGUCAGUCAGGAGCCAGCUUCAUGAGCUCCAUGCUUAAAUUUGUUAUUUCGAACUAGCGAAGAGGUGAAGAAUUCUUUGGGCCAGGAAGGGAGGAAGGAAAAAAAAAAGGGACCCAAAUCAUAUAAAAGAAAAAACGAAUAUUAUUUAAGAUGGUCGGUGAGUGACAUUUACUGUGUCUUAUUUGUGGCUUUGUGGGGGAGGUUUGUGUGUAACAAUUUGUAACGUACAAGCAAUGUAUGUGUUAUUUGAUGCAUAUGAUAUUUAUAUAUCUACUUAUUGAUGAUUCUAUCUUUGAUCAAUCAUCAUUAUAACUUAAAUUUCAUAGAAAAAAACACAAACUCCAAAACCAUAAACUACUAUUGUUCCUAAAUUCUCAGGAAUGUCAAUGUCGA
Arabidopsis thaliana (thale cress) is the source of this 2148-nucleotide messenger RNA. It is a transcript of the gene PIP2E, whose product is annotated as plasma membrane intrinsic protein 2E. Bases 285 to 956 code for a protein of 223 amino acids. The record is from RefSeq and is marked reviewed. Lineage: Eukaryota; Viridiplantae; Streptophyta; Magnoliopsida; Brassicales; Brassicaceae. The transcript has 4 exons. Gene Ontology annotation, cellular component: plasma membrane; membrane. Gene Ontology annotation, molecular function: channel activity. Gene Ontology annotation, biological process: water transport; transmembrane transport.